AUGGAAGGCGUCCCGCCAGGCGAAGAGAAGGUGUCAGAUGGACAAGCUCUACACGGUGCAGGAGAAGUAAACGUGACUGCAGAGAAGAAUGCCGAUGGCAAGGAAGAAAGAGCCAACUUCGAAGCUCCACGACGGUCGUGGAGCACCUUUGCAAGGCGUACACCAAAAAUCAAGAGUGCGUCGGCACCGGACAACAAGAUAGCCGCUGCUGCCGCAGUAACCGACGCCGAAGCCACCACAUCACCCGAAGCUGUAACGGCGCCCGAACCGCCUUCCUCCUCCUCUGCCGGCUCUAGCCCGCAGACGGCGACGUCGCUCUCGACCACAUCGGCCUCCUUUCCCUCCGGCUCGUCGCUCUCCUCCUCCGCCAUUCCUGUCACCACCCCGUCAUCGCUGGCCUCCUCCGCCUCCACGCCCGGCCUGCCGCUCUACCUGUCCUCGUCUUCCCUGCUGGGCAGCGCCAGCAAGCAGGAGCAGCCGGCCGCAGUCGAGCGAAGGUCGUCGGGCCUCAAGUGGUUCCAGCGCAAGACGCCACCGGCAGCGGCGGCGCCGGCCGCCGACAACAGCAAGCCACUCUCCCCGCGAGGCGACAGCGACAAGAAGGACCACCAGCAGCAGGAGAAGAAGGACAGCAGCAGCAGCGGGCCGUUGGAGACCAUCUGCCCCGUGUCGUAUGCGGACUUGAAGCGCCAGCUCGACAUGUUGAAACGCGAAAACAACCGACUGCGCUUCGAGAACAGUCAUCUGUUCAAGGAGCUGGACAUCGUGCACCGACAACUCUCGCUCAAACUGAAGCCACCCACACCCAAACUGAACAAGCAAAACUCUUCGCUGGACAUCCUGAGCUCACAGACGGCCUACUCGUACAAUAUCGACACCGGCCUCUCCUACAACCUCCCUCUGGACGAGUUCUUGGAGCAGUACUACAAGGACUACCCCGAAUCGCUUGCCGACCUCACCAUCUAUCAGCGCAAGGGCAAGCUGGCGUCGUUCAGCAUGCGAAACGGCGGUGAUGGAGUCGAGGAGGACGAGCGGAGCAAGAUCAAGGCCAACCUGGAGUCUGCGCUCAUCAGCCAAGAGGACGGCAAGUUCACGCAAGGCGAGGGACAGACGCCACGACACGAGUCUUUCAUCCCCACGAUCGUCAAGCGCCAGUUCGCCCGGGACGUCCCGAGCAUGAUACGGAUCAAUGGCAAGAUUGUGAAUGGGCGAACGGACAACGAAAAGGUGCUGAUCGCCUACCGAAUCCUGCACGACGGCCUCGCCGGUAACGAUAAGCUGGUCAACCUUGUUAUGAGCCUCGCCAAUCAGAAUCUCGGCAUCUUCAUGUACGAGAAGCUCGUCAAGCACUACACACAGAUAGGAAUGAUUGUCAAGCAGAGCUGGCAUCACUAUCUGGACAUCACGCUGAGCCGGGUGAAGAUCAACAAGUAUACCAACAACAAGAACGUCAUCAACGAGCUCGUCGACGAGUACCUGCGCAAGGAGCGGGCCGCCGCCUCGACGUCAGCCUCGACGAGCCAGCCCAGCCGCCAGAAGUAUGAGGAGGGCGUGGUCUAUCUCUCCGAAGAGGAAUCCAGCAGUCGACGCACACGAUCGCGAGGAAAGGUGGGGCGAGGCGGACGCCGGAGGGCCAGCCGGGCCGAUCUGGCGCCGGCGGAAGCGGCGGAGAGUCCGUCGAUGAUGGACGAGGACAAGGCCAAGCUCGUGGAGGGUAUCGGCAUCUACAUGCUCGCCAUCUUCGAACUCCAGAAUACGGACCUCGAUGGCGCCCCGCUGUUCAUCAAGGGCAUGAUGGAAAUCAGCUUCCGGAACAGCCCCGACGGUGGGGCGGUGCACGUGUUGUACUCGACGCCGGCGUUCGAUGUGCUGUCGUUCGUGCACUCGAUCGACUUGGACGCAUCGCUCGGCGACAGCGGGACGGAGUCCGAGGGCUCCGACGACGACGACGACGGUGACGAGGCCACGAGCAACGCCGAGGCCAAGCGGCAAGAAGAGCGAAGGCUGCGACAUUCGACCGACGACGAACAGGGCAAGAAGGAAGGCCAAGAGGCGAAAGCGAAAGCGAAAACGACGGAGGCCGCCCACGAGCAGAAACACCAAGAAGGGAACACACAACUCGGCAGUGAUGAUGUCCCAGUCGUCGUCGAGGGCGAGAACGAGGCCAAGAUGAAGGAGGCGCACGGCGACGCCGACGCCGACCGACUCCCCACCACCGCUACUACCACUGCCGCCAGCGCCUACCAGGAGAAGCCAGAGCCUCCUAAGGAGUCCUCAACGGCGUGUCAGCAGAUCGAGCAGCCACCCGAACGACCGCAAGACAUGAGCGAUGCCUCUACCGCCGUCGCCGCUGACGACGAGGAUGAGAAGGUGGUGGUACAGAAGGGCCGGCGACGGCGGGUCCUGUCGAUGCGCGACCUCACCCUCGCCGGCAUCCCAGCCCCGGCCAAGGCCGACUCGACGUCGACUUCGCCGCGCGGCGAAGAGGCGGCGGCCGACACGCGGGAGCGCGCGCGGAGCCUCGGGCGGAGGGAGGACGAGGAGUGGUUCCGGCGCAUGGAGGAGGAAGUAGCCGGCCAGACCAGCCCGCGCGGCUCCACCACCGGCACCGGCAAGGAGAACUGA
Acanthamoeba castellanii str. Neff is the source of this 2625-nucleotide messenger RNA. RefSeq lists its product as uncharacterized. The record is from RefSeq and is a predicted model, not a curated record. The coding region runs from base 1 to 2625 and encodes 874 amino acids. The transcript is spliced from 11 exons. NCBI's taxonomy places the organism in Eukaryota, Discosea, Longamoebia, Acanthamoebidae.